Hyaloscypha bicolor E is the source of this 454-nucleotide messenger RNA. Its product is annotated as small nuclear ribonucleo protein. The coding region runs from base 146 to 400 and encodes 84 amino acids. Lineage: Eukaryota; Fungi; Ascomycota; Leotiomycetes; Helotiales; Hyaloscyphaceae. Gene Ontology annotation, cellular component: Lsm1-7-Pat1 complex; U6 snRNP; U4/U6 x U5 tri-snRNP complex. Gene Ontology annotation, biological process: mRNA splicing, via spliceosome. The transcript is spliced from 7 exons. The record is from RefSeq and is a predicted model, not a curated record. Gene Ontology annotation, molecular function: RNA binding.
ACGAGAACGUCACCUCUUGACAUCUUGAGCAUGAUAAACUUAAUGCCAUAAAGCAAGCGUCUAAUAAAAGAAACAUAGCCGGCUCAUUGCUUUCAUCGUUUGAUCGACCUUUCUUCCGCUCUUACUCUCAGGAAUUGGCCUCAAGAUGGCGUCACAGCUACUUCCUCUCGAGUUGAUCGAUAAAUGCGUGGGCUCCAAGAUCUGGGUUGUCAUGAAAGGUGACAAAGAAUUCAGUGGCACUCUCCUUGGCUUCGAUGACUACGUCAAUAUGGUUCUGGAAAAUGUGACAGAAUUCGACUACUCCGGCGGCCAGACGAAGCUUUCAAAGAUUCUGCUGAAUGGAAACAACAUCUGCAUGUUAAUACCUGGUGGCGAGGGUCCUGGGACGACAGCUUCAUGAAGUAUCUGGAGAAUGAGGGGAGACAAUCCUGCUGCGUUUUUGUGCUCUAAAAGU